Molecule: messenger RNA, 1551 nt
Organism: Sclerotinia borealis F-4128
Lineage: Eukaryota; Fungi; Ascomycota; Leotiomycetes; Helotiales; Sclerotiniaceae
Source: the annotation of a GenBank genome assembly
AUGAAAUCCUUGAUUAUUCUUUCCUUUCUCGCUCUACCAAAUGCACAUUGGUGGCAAGGUUCCGAUGCAUGUGGCUGUGUGAUCGGUGGCUCUCAUAAUCAUGUUGCUAGAGAUGUGAGAGAAUUGGAUUGCUCUAGUUAUAUGAGAACAACCGUCACUCCUUCCUACGUAGCUUCUGCACGUAGAGUCACGGGUGAUGCCAUCACACUCACAACCACGGAGGAUGCUAUCACAAGCACAGCCACGGAAACUAUCCCGCCAUAUGCGACGAGUGCUUGUCAAAAUCAUAGUGCUUAUGUCGAAGCAUGUCAAAGCCAUCUGAGUGUGGUGGUAGCUACAGUCACUGUGACAGCCCCCAUUUCUUAUGUAACGGAGUAUACUACUGUGAAUGCACCGGGGGUUUCAUCUGAAAGCUACCCAGGAGUCUCGUCUUCUGCUUCAAUCUCAAAUAUUGUGGAAACUAGCACUGUCGUUACCACUGAAGUGGGAGAAACCCCUUCGACCUCUAGUUCGAGCUCGAAUAUAGCAAUGGUUUCCACAUCUACGAAUGGUAUAUGUUCUGCAUCCGAAAUUCUUCCCGUGCAGGCGUCGACUAGUCUAUCAUCAACGUCUACUGCUAUAAUUAAUUCUAGCGUUGUGUCUUUCAGUCUUCCAUCUCAGAUUAGCAGCUCAUCAUCUUUUGAGUUUUCUUCACUAUUGACUGUAACCUCAAGCUCACUCCCCGUAGCAUUAGGUUCGGCCUCAGAAUUUACAGUUACUCAGAGCACAUUAGCAACUUCCACAACCCUCGAAUCUACGUCAGAGGUACCCAGUGCGUCAUCCUCAAACUUUCUCGCUUCUAGCAUAGAAAUUUUAACAUCAGAAACACUGAAUAUUUCACCUUCAAGCUCCAGUUUGAAUAUAUCGUCUACCAUGGUUCUAUCAUCACUUAGCCAGGAUUCCUCGGUCCCCUCUUCCACUUCAACACCAGUAAUAUCAUCCGCCCUCUCAUCUUCAUCGUCGUUCCCUUCAUUUACGACUUCUAUCAUUAUUUCCUCAUCCACCCUUACAUCCCAAUCUUUCCCAAACACCUCUACUUCCCUGCCUAGUUCAAUGUCAUUCUAUUCCACCUCCGCCUCCCUCAUCGCUCCGUCCUCAACCCCCGUCGCCAAAUCUCCCGUUUCUCCCCUCGUCGCUACAUGCAACGCCCCUGUCGCCUGUUCCCAAAAUCAACGUUGCUCUUCAGAUAAUACCUGCUUGUGUCAACCAAGCGUAAAUGGCACAGGCUACUGCAUGGCCGACACCCCCUGCGCCGCACUUUCUUCCUGCACCAUCGAUUCCGAUUGCGGCUCGGGUUCCGCCUGCAUGCAAACCUGUUGUACAACCAACAAAUGUCUUUCGCUGCAAGGUUUAUGCAAAAAUCCUAAUACUGUAGUUAUAAUUUUCAAAAGGGAGGAUGAGGGGUCGAAUGGUCAUAAAAUGGUAGGAGAAGAUGGAGUGGACUCAGACUCAGAUUCAGAGGGGGAGUGGACGAAUAGAGGACCGUGGGUUAAGAGAUUGGGGAGAAUGUGA